GAGGCGAGAGGGGGAGGGGCCUCAGCGAGCCCAGAAAAAACGACAACGCGAGAAAAAUUAGUAUUUUUGCACUUCACAAAUUAAUGACCAUGAGCUCGUUUUUGAUAAACUCCAACUACAUCGAGCCCAAGUUCCCUCCCUUCGAGGAGUACGCGCAGCACAGCGGCCCGGGCGGCGGAGACGGUGGCCCGGGCGGGGGCCCCGGCUACCAGCAGCCCCCGGCGCCGGCGACCCAGCACCUGCCGCCGCAGCAGCCCCAGCUCCCUCUCGCGGGCGGCAGCCGCGAGCCCCCCGCCUCCUACUACGCGCCGCGGGCCGCCCGCGAGCCCGCCUACCCCGCAGCCGCGCUCUACCCCGCGCACGGGGCUGCGGACACCGCCUACCCCUAUGGCUACCGUGGCGGCGCCAGCCCCGGGCGGCCGCCGCAGCCCGAGCAGCCCCCAGCGCGCGCCCAGGGCCCUGCGCACGGCCUGCACGCGAAUCAUGCCCCACCGCCCGGCCGGCAGCCCCGGCCGCCGCCUCCCCCGCCGCACCCCGCGGCGGCCCCCGCUCCCCCGCGGCGCUGCGAGGCCGCCCCCGCCACCCCAGGCGUCCCGGCAGGGGGCAGCGCCCCCGCGUGCCCUCUGCUCUUGGCCGACAAGAGCCCGCCAGGCCUGAAGGGCAAGGAGCCUGUGGUGUACCCCUGGAUGAAGAAGAUCCAUGUCAGCGCCGUCAACCCCAGUUAUAACGGAGGGGAGCCUAAGCGUUCUCGAACCGCCUACACCCGGCAGCAGGUCUUGGAGCUGGAGAAGGAGUUCCACUUUAACCGCUACCUGACCCGGCGGCGCCGCAUCGAGAUCGCCCACACGCUCUGCUUGUCCGAGCGCCAGGUCAAGAUCUGGUUUCAGAACCGGAGGAUGAAGUGGAAGAAAGAUCACAAACUGCCCAACACCAAGAUGAGAUCCUCCAACUCGGUCUCUGCCGGCCCGCCAGGGAAAGCACAAACUCAGAGCCCGCAUCCCCAUUCCCACCCCCACCCGGGGACCUCCACACCCAUUCCCUCCUCCAUAUAAUCUUCUAGAAAUCUAGACCGGUUUGUCUCCCUUACCUGCUUUUCUCCUCUCUUUUCCCGCCCCUUUUCUCAUCCAUCUCUCACCAUCUGGACCAUAAUAGACACCAAAACAAAACCCAACUUAGUGAAAAGGAUAACCAAAAAGAAGACAUUAUCUGGGUAAGAGUUUGGGUUGCCACCCAAGAGAGGACAAUUGUUCGGGAUGCUGGCUGGUAGAACAAUCUGCUGGCUUGAAUAAGGCUGUCAGGUUUGGAUACCUAAGAAGGACCAUUUGCUAUCAAAAACUUUAGAGAUGGCUAAAGUCAGUUGGACAGUCCGUGCUGACUGGGGAACAUGUACUUGUGUAUUUGUUGCAAGAAGAAAACACACCCUUUCCCCACCUUUCUUACCUCCUUCUCCCCUAUUAAGGCAGCUCAUACAAGCUUGUAUUGAACUGAAUAAAUGAGUAGACAUUGUGGGCCUCACAAGAUUAUUUAAUUCUCAAAAUGUGUAGACUUUCAUGGUAGGUGUGACAUGUUAGUUUCCCUUCCUUGCAUUUAUUUAAGAUAUUGUUAUAGAGAUAUUGUCCUAUUCUGGGGCACAAUCUUGGGGGAGAGGGGAGUUCAUUUAGAUCUAUAUGGAACUGUACAAAUUGUGAUAUGGCUAUAUAGAAAGCCAUAUGCUAAGAAUAAACUCCAUUUAAAAAAACAUUAAAAAUCUAAGA
Molecule: messenger RNA, 1754 nt
Organism: Microcebus murinus (gray mouse lemur)
Lineage: Eukaryota; Metazoa; Chordata; Mammalia; Primates; Cheirogaleidae
Gene: HOXA4
Product: homeobox A4
Biological process (GO): anterior/posterior pattern specification; embryonic skeletal system morphogenesis; positive regulation of transcription by RNA polymerase II
Cellular component (GO): nucleoplasm; nucleus
Molecular function (GO): RNA polymerase II cis-regulatory region sequence-specific DNA binding; DNA-binding transcription factor activity, RNA polymerase II-specific
Source: RefSeq, a predicted model, not a curated record